AUGGGAUACCCAAGGCUGCAUAGGAUAGAGUGGACCUGUCCUUCCACACAAGAAGGCUACAUUUAUCGGCCGCUUAACGAGGAGUCAGAACUGCGCUAUGACGUAAUCAGCCGACGAAUCCGGCCUUUAGAGCAGCGGUCCCCAACCACCGGGCCGCGGACCAGUACAGCCCCCCCUCCUCCUUAUCUUCCUCCUCCUCCGUGUCUCUCCCACAUCUCCAUCACUCCGGCUGCUUCCUCCCUCCUCAUCCUCUGCUCUCUGCCUCUCAUCCAGCAUCAUGCUUCUAACGUGAACUCCGUCAACUUGUGCAGGCUGUGUUUUCCUCUUCUGGACCGACUGAAGCGGAAAGCUGGUAGAUGCUGCGAGGAGGAAGAAGGAAGGAGAAACCAGAGGCAGACGCUUGCAUCCUUCACUGAGUGCCUUUUGUUUAAGCGGAGCAACAGCAUGGAUCUGUCCUUCAUGGCCGCGCAGAUCCCAGUCAUGACUGGCGCCUUCAUGGACUCUUCACCCAAUGAUGACUACAGCGGCGAACACUCGCUCUUCAACUCCUCGGCGAGCGUCAACGCCGCAGCCUCAGCAGCCUCGGUGCACGGCCCGCCUGAUGAGCAGCAGCCCAUGUCGAGUGACGCCAUCUGGCUUUGGAUCGCCAUCAUCGCGACCAUUGGAAACAUAGUGGUGGUGGGCGUAGUCUACGCCUGCACCUUCUGAUACAUCAGACAAACUUAACAGCCACACAUCCAGCUUUUGUUUUUAUCCUUUUUCUCAUGUCUGGAAAUAUAAACAGAACAGAGACAUGUUUGAAUUGAAGUUCUGGUAAUUAGCAAUGAUUUAUAAGCAUCCAUUGUUCUUUUUUUAAGAGAACUGUCGAGAUUCUCCUGCAUUUGACAUCAGUGAGCCUUUUUGAUUCAGUCUUUAUGUUUAAGAUGUGUCACCAUCUUCUAUGUUCCAGAACCAAACUUUCCAAGGCUGAUCAUAAGGUUUGUUUCCUGAACGUAACUCUGAUUUUAUUCUUUGAAAAUAUACGUUGUUUAUUUCCAUCAAACGGACAGCAGCUAAAUCUUACAACUUAGAACAAAGGGAAAGUUAACUAAUCAAAUUUUUAAGUUAAAGAGUCUAAAAGUUACUAAAGUAAUUUAAACAAUUCUGAAUAUAUAUAAUUUACAUAUUUUAGUUCUAAAUUAUUUAAAGUAUAUUUUUUCUAGAGGGAAAAAACAAAACAAACAAAAUUAUGAUUCAUAAAACAUUUGACACAAAUGGCUCCAAGAAGAUGAUUAUUUGCAUGAUAUCUCUUUGGUUGGUCUUCAGAUUCUUUUACUUAAAAACAUUACCUUGGCUUUUAGUUUGCUAUUAAAAUGAAGCUUAAGUUAGACUCAAAAUGCUGGUUAGACCUGGUCUAUCUACGCUGCAAAAACUGAUAUAAAAAUAAUUAAAAUGUGCUUAAUCUACAUUCAGUUCAAUUCAGUUUAUUUCUAUAGCGCCAGUUCACAUUAUGCGUCAUCUCAAGGCACUUUACAG
This is a messenger RNA of Cyprinodon variegatus (sheepshead minnow), 1515 nucleotides long. RefSeq lists its product as uncharacterized. Bases 1 to 708 code for a protein of 235 amino acids. The transcript has 3 exons. NCBI's taxonomy places the organism in Eukaryota, Metazoa, Chordata, Actinopteri, Cyprinodontiformes, Cyprinodontidae. The record is from RefSeq and is a predicted model, not a curated record.